AUGGACGCGCAGUUCCUGAUCAGGAAGUACGGGCUUGGCUGGAAGAAGAAUGACGACAACGUUUUGCACCUUACAGUCCGUGCAAAUUGCCCCGGAUUGAUGGCGUGGCUGCUCUGCCAACCAGGCUCCGAGUCGAUCCUCGAGAGCCGGAACGGCCUGGGAGAGUCUCCCCUGUGCCUGGCUACGCGCCUUUGCCGCGGAUGUGUGGCGAUGCGCCUCGUUGAGGCCCUUGCCGACCCUGGCGCGUGCGAUGACAAAGGCGAUUCCGCCGAAGCCAUGGAUCUGGACGGGCUUCUCCGAGAAGCAGAGCGAGAUGAGCGGUGCCGGCAAGCGGCCAAGGAGGAUCGCCUCCUGGCCGCCGUAGCAGAGGCUCGCCGCAAGCGAGAGGAGCUUGACUGGCGACGCCAGCUCUUCGAGACGAUGGGCCAGGUCAGUUUCUCCGAGAAUGUUGGAUCCUCUUCGACCUCAGAAGCACGUGAUCGCCUCGCGAUUGCUUCGAACCCGGGCCAAGCUUAA
This is a messenger RNA of Symbiodinium sp. CCMP2456, 516 nucleotides long. The record is from the annotation of a GenBank genome assembly. NCBI's taxonomy places the organism in Eukaryota, Dinophyceae, Suessiales, Symbiodiniaceae.